This is a messenger RNA of Amoebophrya sp. A25, 1148 nucleotides long. Lineage: Eukaryota; Dinophyceae; Syndiniales; Amoebophryaceae. The record is from the annotation of a GenBank genome assembly.
CAACAAAGCCGAGCAAUCUCGGACGCAAAUGCAACGCCAGCUCUGGGACGCCCAAGUGAGGGUUGAAGAAGCGGGUGUGCUGGAACAGGCGCAACAGCAGUUGAAGGAUAAGAUCACGUAUCAAGAAACCGAAAUCGAAAAACUUCAGCAUGAAAUACAGCAGUUGCGUGACGCGGGUAUUUUUUACCUACUGUUUUUGAAUAAUAUCAAUAUAAUCUUUCAUCACGGUGAGAAAUCGAUCAAUGGAGUUGACGGACAUAUCAUAUGAUGAUCUAGUACCGCUCUUUGUUUAUUAAAGUCGUGAGGAGGACCUGAGAUUUUUAUUGAAAGAUGACACUGAAACUGAAUAACUAGAUUGUUCACGACACCAUCGACUACAACAUUUUUUCAGCUCUGAAAGCUGUGGAUGAGGAGGAGCUGCGCGCAGCUUUCAGCCGAGCUGACAUGUUGGAGAACGAUGUGAGCGCGUUGUCAGCUGAAAACAACGAUUUGAGAUCGCAAUUACGAGAAGCUGCGUUGCGCUUAGAACAGAUGGCACAGAAGAUCCAAGCCGAUGAAUUCGCAGCACAACAACGGGAACAAGCAGAGCUCAAGCGCAAAAUGGAAGAAGGCGCAGACCUAGAGGCCCAGAAACAGAUAGAAAUUGAGUUAUGUUGUUGCUCUUCGACGAAGUUUGAUCGAUGUAAAUCAAAUUCUCGUAGUUGUGGAGGUAGUUGUAUCCUUCCAGUACUAGGAAAGUAAUUCAUUGUUUGAAGCUUAUUACGCUUCCUGCUUCCAGAAGUACUACUUGAGCAUAAUUUCCAAGUGCUUUCUAAUAUAAGAAUUACAGAGGCAGCUGCGUAUGGCGGAGGAGAGAGCGGCGAGCCUUGUGAAGGAGAAAGCUGACGCGCUGGCCAAUUUUGAAGCAGAGAAGCAAACAUUGAAACAGAAAGUAGAGGCAGAACUUCAAGAAAUUGGGGUACAACUACUACUACUAGAAUGACUAAAAUAGUCGUGGUGCUUCUUGGUUGUGUUUCUCCUAGUCGACACACUUUAACUUAAAAAGUACUGCAAUCAUUUCUCCUGUUCAGAAAUCUUUGUCGAAAGAGAAGAUUCUGAGUCUGGAGAAGGACGUACAAGAGCGCGAUGAGAGGAUUAUUGAGCUGACG